Leptosomus discolor (cuckoo roller) is the source of this 360-nucleotide messenger RNA. Lineage: Eukaryota; Metazoa; Chordata; Aves; Leptosomiformes; Leptosomidae. The record is from RefSeq and is a predicted model, not a curated record.
GGACUGACGUUUGAGGAGGUGGAGAGCUUCUUCACUUUUCUGAAGAACAUAAAUGACGUAGACACGGCUUUGAGCUUCUACCACAUGGCUGGAGCUUCGCUUGAUAAAGUGACAAUGCAGCAAGUGGCCAGGACAGUGGCCAAGGUGGAGCUCUCUGACCACGUGUGCGACGUGGUGUUCGCGCUGUUCGACUGCGAUGGGAAUGGCGAGCUGAGCAACAAGGAGUUUGUUGCCAUAAUGAAACAGCGUCUUAUGAGAGGCUUGGAGAAGCCCAAGGACAUGGGCUUCACGCGACUCAUGCGGGCGAUGUGGAAGUGCGCCCAGGAGACAGCAUGGGACUUCACCAUGCCCAAGCCAUAG